Messenger RNA from Syngnathoides biaculeatus (alligator pipefish), 4598 nucleotides. It is a transcript of the gene zbtb18, whose product is annotated as zinc finger and BTB domain containing 18. Gene Ontology annotation, molecular function: DNA-binding transcription factor activity, RNA polymerase II-specific; RNA polymerase II cis-regulatory region sequence-specific DNA binding; protein binding. NCBI's taxonomy places the organism in Eukaryota, Metazoa, Chordata, Actinopteri, Syngnathiformes, Syngnathidae. Gene Ontology annotation, cellular component: nucleus. The transcript has 2 exons. The coding region runs from base 598 to 2232 and encodes 544 amino acids. The record is from RefSeq and is a predicted model, not a curated record. Gene Ontology annotation, biological process: regulation of transcription by RNA polymerase II.
UGUGGCGGCUGCUGCUGCUGCUGUUUGUCGUUUGUGUGGUUUUGCAGCCAGCGAAAGAUAGAGAGGGGAGGGGGGACAAGAGGGGGCGACAAAGUUGUUGGUUGAAAUGAAAGAGGAGUCUGGUGGCAGGAGUGUAGAGGAGGCAGCAUAUGGCUGUAGAAAGAGCACAGCUGGAGGUAGCAUCUCCAUCUGAGGAUGAUGUCAGAGCAGCUGACAGGCUGCCAUCCACCCACCACCCCCUCCCUCGCUGUCUCCCCCCCCCCCUCCCCUUCCCUGGCCCUUUAUUGUGAGGCAGCCUCGGAGAGUUAGUACUCUGUGCAUGUAUGUGUGUGGCAGUUAGUAGCAGGGAAGAGGUGGGAGGUGGUAUCUCAUUCCCCCUCCAACAUCUCCGCCACUUUGCAUCUGUCCCUCGCAGUUUGAACAGCAAGCUUUUUUUUUUUUUUUUUUUUUUUUUUGUCGUCUCCCUCCUCCUCCUCCUCCUGCGUCUUCGCUCGCUACCCACUCACAAGCAAGGCGAGAGAAGGGAAGGACUAGCGGGAGAGAGAGCGCAAGCCACAGAGCUCCAGCUCCUCAGCCACAGUGGACUUAAUCGAGUUGAUGCGUACCGCUGCAGGUUAUGAGGACAGCAGGAUGGAGUUCCCCGACCACAGCCGACAUUUGCUCCAGUGUCUGAGCGAGCAGCGGCACCAGGGCUUCCUGUGCGACUCCACGGUGCUGGUGGGUGAGGCGCAGUUCCGCGCGCACCGCGCCGUCCUGGCGUCGUGCAGCAUGUACUUCCACCUCUUCUACAAGGACCAGCUGGACAAGCGCGACGUGGUGCACCUGAACAGCGACAUCGUGACGGCGCCGGCGUUCUCGCUGCUGCUGGAGUUCAUGUACGAGGGCAAGCUGCGCUUCCAGGACCUGCCCGUGGAAGACGUGCUGGCCGCCGCCUCGUACCUGCACAUGUACGACAUCGUCAAGGUGUGCAAGAAGCGGCUGAAGCGCAAAGCCACGGCCACCGAGGCGGACAGCACGCGGCGGGAGGACGACGGCGCCGGCUCCAGCUGCUCCGACAAGGCCGACAGCCUCUCGGACGGCUCCGUGGGCCGGCCCGCCACCGCCGACCUGAGCGACGAAGAGGACGACGGCAAGACAGAGGUGGGGGCUCUGUGGCUGAGGGCGCCGCCCGCAGAGAGGCCGGGAACGCCCGCCGUCGUCGUACCCGCCAGCCCGUGCCACGGCGAAGCCGACGUCAAACCCACGUCUCCCGCCGGGAGCCCGUCCAGUUCCACCGGCUCUCUUUCCCAGAAGUCGCAGCGCUCGGUGAGCUCGCGAGGCCACCGCGGCAGGGUGUCCAGCGACGCCGCAGACUGCGUCCUGGACUUGUCAGUCAAGCCCACGACUGGUGUCAACCACCAUUCCAACUACUUUGGUGGCAACUCCCCCCCAGAUAGCCUCCAGAGCCCCCUGGCCGUGAGGGUGAAGGUGGAGAGGGGCGCGGCGUCGGACGAGGAUGACGACCUGGCCAGCGGGGACUACGACAUGGAGCACAGCGGCAAAGUGCCGCCGGGGCACCACGGCGUGGGCGGCCCCCUGUCAGCGCAGCGCCGUCUGGGCCUGGAGGCGCACCUCUCGGCUCUGCGCGAGGCCUCGCUGGCGUCCGAGCUGGAGCGGGACGAGAAGCCGCCCGCCGAGGACGUCCCGGCGGAGGCGUCGUCGGGCGGCGUGGACGGCGCCCUGCUGCCGUACGUGUCCAACAUGCUAGCGCCGCCCCACACGCAGAUCUUCAUGUGCCCUCUGUGCAACAAGGUGUUCCCUUCCCCGCACAUCCUCCAGCUACACCUGAGCUCGCACUUCCGCGAGCAGGAGGGGGUGCGCGCCAAGCCGGCCGGCGGCGACGUCAACGUGCCCACGUGCACCAUCUGCAGCAAGACCUUCUCCUGCAUGUACACGCUCAAGCGCCACGAGCGCACGCACUCGGGCGAGAAGCCCUACACGUGCGCCACCUGCGGCAAGAGCUUCCAGUACUCGCACAACCUGAGCCGCCACGCCGUGGUGCACACGCGCGAGAAGCCGCACGCCUGCAAGUGGUGCGAGCGGCGCUUCACGCAGUCGGGAGACCUCUACCGGCACAUCCGCAAGUUCCACUGCGAGCUGGUGAACUCGCUGUCGGUCAAGAGCGAGCCGCUGGCCCUGCCCAACGUCAGGGACUGGGCCAUCGAGGACAGCUCGCAGGAACUCUGGAAGUAGACGCCCGCCCAACGCGUCAAAUUCUUAAGGCGCUGCUUCCCAACCGUCAUUGUGACCAGGCGCAGUUUUUUUCAUGUUGGGAAAAAAAAAAUCUCAAAAUGGCACAAGAAGUAGAGUAAACCCCAGGGGAGAAGGACUGAGAAUACAGAAAAAAAACAAGUAAUUAUUCACCUCCUCUCGAAAAAAUGUUGCCCCUAUUAAUUAGCUCCAACUGCAUAAACAGUGAACCCCCGAUCAUCAUGGCGGAUACAUUCAAGAUCACCGGCAAUUGGUGAAACGUCGCCAUUUUUAAAACGAGCCUUAAAAUAAACCUCCCAAACAUUGCAAUCCAAACUUUUCAAAACUUUUAAACAAUUAAAAAAUAGAUACAUUUCACAGAAAACUGGUAUGUAGUGGAAAUGCAAUAAAGUGAAGAAUUAUUUCGUGAUUGAACUGAGGUACAAAUUUUACAUUUGAAAAGUUUUACAGUACAACUAAGAAAUUUACAAAAAUGAUCUACGAGACUUAAAAAUAAAUAAAUCUCGAUUUACUCUCAAAUUGACCUCAUGUGACAUUUGGGACAUUUAAAUUGAACACAAACCUGCUAUUAUUCGGUUGUACGCAUGGCAACUGGUUAAUUGUACCGUCAGCCAAGUAACGGAAGAGCAUCAAACUGUUCUGACUUUUUUUUUUUAUACGUCGCUGACAUAACAAGGUCAACAAAGAUAUUUGUCAGGAAUAAAUCACAUUUUGGAGAUAAAUGAAGUGAAAAUUGAAUCACUUCCUGCCGCAGCCCCGAUGAGCGAAUAAGUGGAUUACUGGACACCGGAAACUUUGAAAACACAAAACUCCAAAAUACUAUUAUUAUUUUAAAGUCGUUUUAUAAAUGUGAGACUUCAAAAUUUGAGUUAAAAAUGAACGUGAGGUGUAAGCCUUCUUUGCAAACCCUAAUUAAAAAAAAAAAAAAAGUUUAAAAACUUGAUGCACGGUGAGAACUCUCCAUAACAACCCCGACUAAAUUGAACUCCACCCAGACAUGCCGACGUUAACGCAGACACUUAUCUAGCACUCCAACCUACUUCCUUGACAACAAUGACUACUUUGCUAUUAACCUGAACUUUGGUGCUAUCUUCUAGCAGCUUUCAAUGUUCCGGAAAGAGCACAAAACUGCAAAUAUUUUGGCACCAGUUUGAUUGAACUCAGAUCCGAGUCUGCUUUAUGAAUCGCAACAAAUGAACACGCAAGUUUGUCGUACCUCCCUGGCGUUAUUUGUAGACAUCAAAAAAUUAAUUUGGCGGUUGGGAAUCAGCGUUUUAAGAGGACGUGGGCGUCAAAAGUGAGUCUUGCACUUUAAUAGCACAUGAACAUGUUACUACUGACGUUUGGGUUCGGGGUUCCUUUGACUCGCAAUGUCGCAGAAGGUCUCGCUUUUUCCAACUUUUGGUUUUCGUCUCUCAUCUCACGACUCGACGAUACGCUAAACGGGUAUCACCAUACACACUUUGAAGACUCGUGCGCGUGUGUUUGUGCGCGUGUGUUGGGGGAUGGGGAGGGGGGGUGUUUCAGUGGGGGGGGGGGGUAAAUGAAAUGCUCCACUGGCACGGAGGCGCUGUUUGCGUGUUGGCGGUGGUGUGUUCAGGGAGCGACUGACAAAACGAAAUGACGGCACUCAUGCAAUGCACAGCCUCCUUUUAUUAUUAUUAUUUUGUAAUUUUUUUUUAUCAGUUUGAAGUACUUUCUAAUUAUAAUAUUUAACAAAUUAUUACUCAUAGUUUUCUUCAAUCUAGCCGGCAGAUUUUUGUUGAGAGAAUUUUUUUAAAAAGUAUUUAAUUUAAAGGUUGUAAAUUGUUCUGCUAUAGUUUAAAUUCACAUUAUUAUUAUUAUUAAUUUUAUUUUUUACCUGCUGUUGUUGCAUGAUGUCCACACUUGUAUAUUUUUAAGAUUUUUUUUUAAAGACAAUAAUGUGAAUUUGCUGUGUUACUGUACACUGUUAUUGAUCAAAUUUGACUUUUUUAAUUUUUUUUUUUUUUUGUGAAUAUACUACUACUACUACUCCAGGGUGAAGCCAAGCUGACUAUGACUGGUGAUGUGGGGAUAAUGCAUGGAAUAUUGUCUUCUGAUAUUCUUCAGAAUUCUGAUUCUGAAUAUCGUCUUAAAAAGUUGGGAAUUUUGGGGUGGGUAAUGUUGAUGAAGCUUUUGAAGCCGGCGUGUGUGUGUGUGUGUGUGUGUGUGUGUGUGUGUGUGAGAGUGAAGUAAGCACCUUUUUAAGCUGUAAAAGAUGUGAAAAUGUGUGCUGGAAAGAAGCCUUUUAACUCCUAAUUUGCCACUGAAUAUUUUUUGUGAAAAAUACCAUAAAAAUUUAUCAAAAUCAUCUCAAAAGGUAGUAC